AUGGAUCAAGAUACGCACGAUAUAUCGACCCCGGUCGAGCCUGACUCCGAAAACGACGGCGACUCAUUAUACUCUGACUCACUUGACAAUGCCAGUUAUACCACAAGUGUGACAUCGAGCGUGCUAGACUAUCAAUAUGAAAACGGUCGCAGAUAUCAUUCAUACCAUGAAGGAGAAUACAUUUUGCCAAAUGAUGAACGGGAACAAGAUCGCCUUGACCUGAGCCACCACAUUUACCUAAUGCUUCUCAAAGGAGAAUUGUUCCGAGCACCAAUCAAAAAUCCAAAGCGAGUACUAGAUCUCGGGACAGGAACAGGUUUAUGGGCAAUCGAGUAUGCGGAUACAAACCCAAACUCACAGGUGAUUGGAAUUGAUCUAAGCGCUAUUCAGCCAUCAUGGGUGCCUCCAAACUGCCGCUUCGAGAUUGAUGACUUUGAACAACCGUGGUCAUAUAGCAAACCAUUUGACUAUAUCCAUGGGCGCGAAUUGGAAGGUUCCAUCCGUGACCAUGACCUUCUCUUCAAACAGGCACUUGACAACCUGAAUCCCGGUGGAUGGUUUGAAAUUGCGAGUUUCGACGUUAACACCUAUUCGGACGACGACACUCACCUCCGCGCAACCAACUUCAUCUUAGCCAUUAAGCACAUGCACGAAUCAUCGCGCAUGUUUGGCAAGGACAUGACAUCGUCCCCAUCCUGGAAAGGUCGGAUGGAGAAGGCCGGGUUUGUGAAUGUCAAAGAAGAGGUUUACAAGCUGCCCCAAAGUCCAUGGCCCAAAGACCCCAAGCUCAAGGAGCUUGGUCGGUACCAUCAACUCAACAUGCUCGAAGCUAUGCCUAUUUACACAUAUGCGUUGUUUUCAAGAGUGCUUGGAUGGACACGCUCCGAGAUUGAGGGACUGUUGGCAGGAAUCCGAAUGGAGCUGCGGGAUACAUCGCAUCACCUGUACACGAAAGUGCGGGUGGUUUACGGCCAGAAAGCCGCAGGACCUGUGAGUUCCUAA
Messenger RNA from Penicillium samsonianum, 1002 nucleotides. RefSeq names its product class I SAM-dependent methyltransferase. The record is from RefSeq and is a predicted model, not a curated record. The transcript has 11 exons. The coding region runs from base 1 to 1002 and encodes 333 amino acids. NCBI's taxonomy places the organism in Eukaryota, Fungi, Ascomycota, Eurotiomycetes, Eurotiales, Aspergillaceae. Gene Ontology annotation, molecular function: methyltransferase activity.